Molecule: messenger RNA, 1691 nt
Organism: Impatiens glandulifera
Lineage: Eukaryota; Viridiplantae; Streptophyta; Magnoliopsida; Ericales; Balsaminaceae
Product: outer envelope protein 39, chloroplastic
Exons: 11
Coding region: 239-1321 (360 amino acids)
Biological process (GO): embryo development ending in seed dormancy; chloroplast organization
Cellular component (GO): outer membrane
Source: RefSeq, a predicted model, not a curated record
AGUGGAAGAAAGAGAGAUAACUCUCUCUCACACACACAAACACAAACACAAACACAUACAAUAUUUGUCUCUUGACUGACUGCCCAGGACGCUCGCACGUAAAGAAUCUCUCUCGAUCGACUUUUACUCGCAUUCUUCUUCUUAUAGGUUUCCCCGGUUCGAGUUAUCAAUUUUCAAGCUCUAAUGGUGAUAUCCAAUUGAAUGGUGAAAUCAGUAUAUAGACGACGACGACGACGACAUGGGAGCUCAGAAGAGCGUUCAUGCUGGAAAAGCCAAGAUAGACUUCAAUGUCGAUUUCACCCAUAAGCUAUGUGCUGCUUUGAUGUUCUCUCCUUUCAGGAACACAGGCGGACCACUUUCAUUGGUGAUUGGAAGUCUUUGCAUUAAACACCCAAAUUUGUUUGGCCGAAGUGAGAAGCUUGAUCUGUUGUGGGACAAAGGGCUAUAUGAUUCAAAUGUUCUAAUAUCUUAUAGAAAACCAAGUCCAGAAUGGCUCCCUCAAAAAUCCUUUGUCAUUCAGCAUUCUAUUUCUCCCGACAUUGGGAUCCAUGGCUUGCCUGUGGAUAACUUCUCUCGUUCAGGAAGUGGAGGAGUAAACUUGAGUCGGGUAUCAGUAGGAUUGGAUCUCAAUGAGCCUGCAAGUUCACAAUGGGGAAGCUUGAUCAGUAUGAGACUUGAACACGUCCGCCCUAUUGAUGAUGAUGGCAGAUCCAUAAGCAGGGAUACUGAUGGCUUUCCCAUUACAUGCAGUGGCAGUUUUAGUGACAGUAUGAUGGUACUAAAGCAGGAAACACGCUUUGCAAAGGCGAAUGAUCAUAGUUUCACCAGAUUUAGUCUACAAAUAGAACAAGGAAUUCCUGUCCUAUCCAAGUGGCUGGUGUUCAACCGCUUCAAAUUUAUGGCAUCAAAAGGUGUUAGGCUUGGACCUGCAUUUCUUUUAACAAGCUUGACAGGUGGUUCUAUCGUAGGUGAUAUAGCUCCUUAUCAAGCUUUUUCUAUUGGAGGUGUUGGAAGUGUUAGGGGGUAUGGCGAGGGUGCAAUUGGAUCGGGUAGAUCAUGUCUGAUUGCUAACAAUGAAUUGACACUCCCAUUGAAUCAGAUGGUGGAAGGUGCUCUUUUCUUGGACUGUGGAACUGAUUUGGGAUCUGGUCGUCAUGUUCCUGGAAAUCCUUCCUUGAGGCAUGGAAAACCAGGAAAUGGAGUUGGACUAGGCUAUGGGCUUCGUUUCAAGUCCCAAUUGGGCCAUUUUCAGGCCGACUAUGCAAUCAAUGCAUUUCAUCAGAAAACUGUAUACUUCGGCUUCAGCAAUUUGGCUUCAUGAAAUUCUUCUACAAAAGACCGGCAUACUCCAGUUUACUUGGACAGCAGUAUUAUCGACUUGUUGCAUUCAGUUUGUGUCAGAAAGUAAAUGAAUCCAUCAUUGUUAUGAUGAUUAAUGGAGAACGGCAAUUCGUUAGGAAUAGAGAAACAGGUCAAAAUCUGAUGCACAUUAUUUUUGGAUUGAAUUGAGAGCUUUGAAUAUAGGUGAAAUCUGUAAGUAUAUUCUAUUUUAUUACAAAAAAACAAAACCAAAUUCAAUUAAACAUUUGGAACCAUAACUCUUACAUGGAGUAGACUAUGUAAAGGAACAUUAAAGAGAAAAAUCAUAUACUGAGUGAGCAGCCAUUAGCAAUCUAAUAUGCUUAAUUAAA